Messenger RNA from Sardina pilchardus (European sardine), 3085 nucleotides. RefSeq names its product sodium/potassium/calcium exchanger 4-like. Gene Ontology annotation, biological process: intracellular calcium ion homeostasis; calcium ion transmembrane transport. Gene Ontology annotation, molecular function: calcium channel activity; calcium, potassium:sodium antiporter activity. The coding region runs from base 515 to 2374 and encodes 619 amino acids. The transcript has 17 exons. Gene Ontology annotation, cellular component: plasma membrane. Lineage: Eukaryota; Metazoa; Chordata; Actinopteri; Clupeiformes; Clupeidae. The record is from RefSeq and is a predicted model, not a curated record.
AGGCGCGCGCGCUCUCUCCGGAGGAUUUUGGACUAAAUGAAAUGAUUAGGAGACAAUAAGUGCCCGCCGAAGAUUUUACUUCGUUUCGGUUCCACAUCGGCGCGCAGGCGUUUUGCCGGAGAAAAGCCAUGGGAACUCGAUACAGUAGAGGAAAUUAGAAGGGUGAAUCUUGGGGAUUUGCGACAGAAAUGCCGAACUGACUGAAACCUCGGACUUGUCUCUUGUCAUUUCUUUUUUUAGUAGGGAGCUACACUGUUUUUUUCUCUCUCACGUUAUCUUUUUUUCGCACGCCAGCAGCUGAACGGCAUUGUCUGGACAGCACAUGCCAACCGUCCGCUCCGCUUCCACGCAUCUGCAACCCGGCCACUGGAGAUGAGCACCGACUCCCGAGUCUGAGCGGUGUGGAGCGGCGAGAACGGGCAAUUCCAUCGGUCGUUUCUCCUCGUCCGCAACGUGAGCGAGGGACGAGCAGCCUAACAACAAGAAAAGUAAUCGCCGGCGCCCCGUUGGAAACAUGGAUCAGGACGAGGAAAUCAUGGAGGUGUCGAAAAAAUCCGUCAUCGCGAAGAUUUUCAAAGUUCGCAAGCGGCGGGAGAUGCUUUUUGUGCAAGUGUGUUUUAUCUGCAGUGUCCUCUUCAUGGCUUGGUGCAUGUCAGCACUCCUGACGAAGGCAGGUCAUGGGAUGCUGGUGGACGGCGGCCAUGAGGUGCAUCACCACGACGACGACGGCUACUGGGGGAGGAGACUCAUGGCCUCUGCUCCCGACGGCAACGAGACGGAGGAGAAGAACUGCACGGAGCCGGCCAUACGUGAGUUUCCUUCGGACAUGUUUACCAAUGACGAGCGAAAGGGCGGUGCAGUCUUACUUCAUAUAGCGGCGGCACUCUACAUGUUUCUGGCUCUUGCCAUUGUGUGUGACGACUACUUCGUCAUGUCCUUGGAGAAGAUCUGUGAGAAAUUGGACCUGAGUGAAGAUGUGGCAGGAGCCACCUUUAUGGCCGCGGGGAGCUCUGCUCCUGAGCUCUUUGCCUCUGUUAUAGGUGUGUUUAUCACCCAUGGUGAUGUGGGUGUGGGCACCAUCGUGGGCUCUGCCGUCUUCAACAUCCUAUGCAUCAUCGGAGUGUGUGGGAUCUUCGCCGGCCAGGUGGUGAUGUUGACCAAGUAUGCGGUGUUCCGGGACUCCAUCUGCUACACCUUCUCAGUGGUGGCCCUCAUCGUGUUCAUCUAUGAUGAGAAGAUUGUAUGGUGGGAGGCUCUGAUCCUGGUAGUAAUGUACUGCUUCUACAUUCUCAUCAUGAAAUUUAACAGCUCUAUACAGAGGCUGUUCACCGGCAAAGGGAGCAAGAAUGUUGCCAACGGAAACGCCGCCAGUGGCAGCGAGAUGGAGGAUGGUAAUGGUUGCUAUGACAAUGUUUGGGAUGACCCCACCCUGCCAUUGCUGGGCACAGUGAAGCCCACUAAGGCCUACAGCCGUGGCUCGGUGGUGAUGGUGGAUGAGAUCAUCAAUGCGAGCCCUCCCAAGUACCGCUUCCCCGAGGCCGGCUUGCGUGUCAUGGUCACCAACCACUUUGGCCCCAAGACCCGUCUUCGCAUGGCCAGCCGACUCAUCAUUACGGAGCGUCAGAAGCUGGUGCAGGCCGCCAACGGGGUGGAAACGGCCGUGGUGGACGGCAAAACUGACAUUGAGAACGGCAACGUGCCCGAAGACAAGCCCAGCGAAGAGGAGGAGAGCGAGCUGACCUCGCCGUUCAGUAUACCACGAGGCUGUAUGAACAAGAUCAAGUGGCUGAUCUCGUGGCCGCUGCUCCUGCUGCUCUUCUUCACCAUCCCCAACAGUGCCAAGCCGCGCUGGGAGAAGUUCUUCAUGCUCUCCUUCAUCCUCUCCACCGUCUGGAUCGCCGUCUUCUCCUACUUCAUGGUGUGGAUGGUAACGAUCAUCGGAUUCACACUUGGCAUUCCCGAUGUAAUCAUGGGAAUCACUUUCCUGGCUGCCGGCACCAGUGUGCCAGACUGCAUUGCCAGUCUCAUCGUGGCACGGCAAGGUCUCGGGGACAUGGCCGUGUCCAACACCAUUGGCAGUAAUGUGUUUGACAUCUUAGUGGGCCUGGGUGUUCCAUGGGCUCUUCAGACCAUGGCAGUGGACUACGGCUCAGAGGUUCAGAUUAACAGUCGAGGGCUUGUCUACUCCGUGGUGCUGCUGCUUGGCUCUGUGGCAUUAACAGUUCUGGCGAUCCACGUGAACAACUGGAAGCUGGACCUGAAGCUGGGCAUCUAUGUGCUGCUGCUCUACGCGGUGUUCCUCUGCUUCUCCAUCAUGAUCGAGUACAACGUCUUCACCUUCGUCAACCUGCCCAUGUGUCAGGGGGACUUCUAGACGGCCAGGCACUCGACCGACCCGUCUUUGUCGGCCUCUCGGCCUCUGUCCCCAAACCCCACCUCGGAUGUCCUCCGAUGCCCCACGACCAAAACCACCCGGCCAACCACCAUUGGCUGUGAAGCGUCUUGGUGUCCCCAUACACUCAUUGAAUCCGAGACUCCUACGGGACCCAUGUUUACCUUUCCUGUUCUCUCAGUCUGUUGUUCACACGGUCACUUUCUUUUUCUAGAAUACUUUCCUCCAUCCUCUCCCCUUCAUUGUCCUCUGUUGGUAUUUUUCUUCCGUGUAGAUUGGGGGAAAAUGUAUAUAUUUGUGUGAACUUGUCUGAUUUUCUGUCAUGGUCUUUUUAUUUUUCUGUUUCCUGUUUUGUCUUCAUCCUUAGUGUCCUCAGUGCCACCCUCUCCUCUCCUUUCCUUUCCUCUCCUCUCCUCUCCUCUCCUCUCUGGCAUGUCCUCCCUUUGUUCUCCUCUUCUCUCCUUUUCUCCUGAAGAACCAGUUCCAUCCCAUGGAGGAGGAACUUCUCCUUGGCAGCUCUCCACCUCCUCGGGGUCUCCUCUUCCUCCUUUUUUCCUCCUCCUCUUCCUCCUCCUCCUUCUCCUCCUCCUCUUCUUGUGACCUUAGGUCAACCACAAGUGGAUCAUCUUUCCUGCCAAAACCAAAAAAAAAAGAUAAAACUGCAUGCGUGCUCCUUUUCUUCUCUCUUGUCAA